Galdieria sulphuraria is the source of this 792-nucleotide messenger RNA. RefSeq lists its product as uncharacterized. The transcript is spliced from 2 exons. Gene Ontology annotation, biological process: cellular respiration; ubiquinone biosynthetic process. The record is from RefSeq and is a predicted model, not a curated record. Gene Ontology annotation, molecular function: ubiquinone binding. Lineage: Eukaryota; Rhodophyta; Bangiophyceae; Galdieriales; Galdieriaceae. The coding region runs from base 54 to 764 and encodes 236 amino acids.
AAAAUUGAAAAUUUUUUGUAGAUUGCUUCAUCAAUGUCCUUGUCUUCCACAAAAUGAAGUAUUUGCGCCUUUUACAAACGAGCUGUAUACGGAUAUUACACCAGUAUCACACCAGGCCUGAAGUGUUUUCCCAGUUUUUACUUCCUACGAAAGAAGUACAGUGGUUCCUUCCUCAUCAAAGGGGGUUUGUUUCCUCUUGUUCCAGAUGGUGUAACUUGAGCUUAACACGUUUCUACGCCAGUCGUAAUACGAAACAGGAAUCUGAGGCAUCAGAUUCCAAGGCGCGGACUCACUUUGAGAGAAGACUUGUUCCUUUUACAAGGGAACACUUAUUUGAAGUUGUGAAAAACGUUGAUGAGUACAAGUAUUUUGUUCCUUGGUGCGAAGACUCAAGGGUUUUUUACAAAAAAGGUAACGAGAUGGAGGCAGAACUGACUGUUGGGUUCAAAAUUCUAUCAGAAAAGUACAUCAGUCACAUUGUAUUGGAACCGCCUUGUUCUAUUCGAGUCAAGAGUCCAGAAACUCGUUUGUUUGAAUAUCUCAUCAAUGAAUGGUACUUUAAGCCUGGGCCAGAUCCACACUCAACAUGGCUUGAGUUUUAUGUCAGCUUCAAAUUUCGAUCUUUCUUAUAUCAGCACAUCGUGGAUAUGUUUUUUGAGGAUGUUGUAAAGAAAAUGGUUACGGCUUUUGAAAACCGCGCUAAACAUGUGGAAGAAGAGAAGAGAACCAAGCAUCUAGAAGAGCGAGUGCCUUGGACCAAAUAAAGCUAUUUAAUAAUUAAUUCUUGUUCAG